AUGCUUUCCAGCUGGCUCGUUGGACGGCAUGAACACAAGGAGAUUGCGCCUAUUGUCUUUAAGGAGGUGGUGGCUGGAACUGGCCUCGAGCCACAGUCCAUCCCGUCGCUGAACACGUUACAAGCUCUGUUGUUGUGCAUCGUAUAUGCCGUAUCUUGUAGGAGUGAGGAAAGCAUGUUAGCGAAGGCAGUUCGUCUCAAUGACAUUCUAGUCUCCAGCUGCCGGUGCCUGGACAUCUUCAGCGGCCAUUAUGUCCUACCCGAACGGAUGGAGGAAUGCGCAUUCACCUUCUGGCUCGCAAGGGAGCAAGUACAUCGACUUGCCUUUUCAGUUCUCCGCGUUGAUACUUACCUCAGUAUUCUCCUCGACCACCCACCGUCCGUGCGGUACCAGGAGCUUUGCAUCCCGCUACCGAAGUCGUCGCAACUGUGGGCAUGCGUAACCGAGGAGGAGCGGCGCAAGCUGCAAUGGGACGAGCCUGCCGGGCGCGAAAAGACCCUGUUCUGUCAUCUCAUCCGCGACGCCCUCCUCGGAAGCGGCGACGCCACCAAACUGUUCCGCCUACCCUACCGCUUCACAGAGGCGGAUUAUCACCUCGGCUUGUGCGCGUUGCAGGCCGGGAUAUGGGAAGCGGCUCGCGAGGCGCACGGUUCCGCAUCUGACGAGGUUGUGAAUAAGCUGAUGCCCGGUAGCCCCAUCCAGCUCUGGCGGGCCCAUCUUGAGCAGUGGCCGGUGAAGAUGCCAGUUGUGAAGAAGGACCACCGCCACCAGAUGAUAGACGAGCAACAGCUCUUCACGGAUGAUCAUGACGACUCAGCGGUCUUUGCACCCCUCAGCCUUACGCUAUGGCACAUAUCGACCAUCAAGAUGCAUGCUCCCUUGACCCUUCUCCGUCUCCAUAGCAGCAGCAACAGCCUCUUUGGCGGCCGCGCUGCUGCUGCCCCCACCGCCACCACCAUGGCAGCAGCAGCAGCAGCCGUGCUGCAAAAGCCAAAGGCCCGCCUCCGGACCUGGAUGGCAUCGGACUGUCCCCGGACCGCAGUGUGGAGCGCAGCGCAGAUCGCCCGCGUGGUGAUGGUCACAAGUAGCUCUGGCGCUCCGGCGGACCCGGACUCUGAUUCGGCUGCCCGACGUCGUCGUCUCCUGCUCCUUAACCCGCUCGCGAUCUUCGGGCUGCUGAUGAGUGCCAUAGUGACCUGCUCGUAUGCUGCCUCCCACACAAGCGGUGCCUGCCCGGGCUGCUCGCCAGGUCUUAGCCAAAAUGCGAAUGCGGGGGCGGUUGUGGACCUCUUUGUUACAGACGCGGACGGGGAGACGGCGCCGGAGCUGCUAAGGUGGAAGGUGUACGGCGAGGGCCGGGCGGUUUGGGGACCGAGCGGGAUCCCGGUUUGCCGGUGCGGACUGCCGGCCCUGGCUGGGUGGUUUUCUGCGGCUUUGGCGGCGUGGGAUGAUGGGGCGCAAAGGGAGUUUGAGGUCUUCCUUAGUGGGUUGGCCUAG
Canariomyces notabilis is the source of this 1497-nucleotide messenger RNA. RefSeq lists its product as uncharacterized. Bases 1 to 1497 code for a protein of 498 amino acids. Lineage: Eukaryota; Fungi; Ascomycota; Sordariomycetes; Sordariales; Chaetomiaceae. The transcript is spliced from 4 exons. The record is from RefSeq and is a predicted model, not a curated record. Gene Ontology annotation, biological process: DNA-templated transcription. Gene Ontology annotation, molecular function: DNA binding; zinc ion binding.